AACUUUUCUUUUUUCUCUGUGUCGUUUUCUGUGUGUAAUAGCGCAGUCUGCGGCGAAGAUAUUUUUAUUUUAUUUUUUUAAUUUUUGCAGAAAAUUGUAAACAGGUAAAGGAAAAGGGAUUUUUGGGAUUUUCUUUCUGCACAUUUCAGUGACUUUUCAAUACAUAUUUACCUUCCCUUUUAAUUGAACAAACCCUUUUCGAGGGUUCUCUAUUUCUCUCCGUCUCUGUGCCUUUUCUUUUGAUACUGUUAAGAAACCCUGAAAGCCCGAAGCCCGAAGCCAUUGCUUGACAAGCUAUGUCGGGUCUUUAUAAUUCGAACUUUUCUCCUGCAAGAACUGUGUCUCCACAGAUUAGAAAUACUCCAGAUGUAGAAAGUAACCAGUACUUGUCAGAGCUGUUGGCGGAGCAUCAAAAGCUUGGACCUUUCAUGCAAGUGCUUCCCAAUUGUAGCAGACUCUUGAAUCAAGAGAUAGUACGGGUUUCCAGGAUUAUGCCAAACCAAGGUUUUGGUGAACUUGAUAGACUAAGACAUAGAAGUCCUAGUCCCAUGUCUUCAUCAAAUCUUUUAUCAAAUGUUGCUGGCACAGGUUUAGCAGGCUGGAAUGGACUUCCGCAGGAGAGACUGAGUGGACCUACAGGAAUGAUAAUGGACUGGCAAGGAGCACCGGCAAGUCCGAGUUCAUACACUGUAAAACGAAUUGUUCGCCUAGAAAUUCCUGUUGAGAAUUAUCCAAAUUUCAAUUUUGUUGGGCGGCUUUUGGGUCCUAGAGGAAAUUCACUUAAACGAGUGGAAGCCACUACAGGAUGCCGCGUGUAUAUUAGAGGAGAAGGUUCAAUAAAGGACCCAGACAAGGAAGAGAAGCUACGGGGACAACCAGGUUAUGAGCAUUUGAAUGAACCUCUCCACAUCUUGAUUGAGGCUGAUUUACCUGCUAAUGUUGUUGAUAUCAGACUGAGGCAAGCUCAAGAGAUAAUAGAAGAACUGCUCAAACCUGUGGAUGAGUCGCAGGAUUUUAUAAAGAGACAACAAUUGAGGGAACUAGCCCUCCUAAAUUCAAAUUUCAGAGAAGAGAGUCCUGGACCAGGUGUCAGCAUCUCACCUUUCAAUACCAAUGGAAUGAAACGUGCAAAAACAGGACGUUAAGAGAUCAAAAUCUGUCUGCCGUCUGAAGAAUUUCAAGAAUCAUAAUUGAGUAUACCUUCCAAAAGACCUCAUAUCUGCGUUCCUAGCUAAUUGAAAAUCUAAGAAAUAGGAAUACAAGCCCAUAAGGUUGAGCUCUUUUGUUGGGUUUCUGUUGUUUUGUCUUAAUUAACUGAAAACAGAAGGGAGGGGGGAAAACACAAACAAACAGUGUCUAUAGGUGGUUUUAGAUUAAUUCUUGUCAAUGUUGGUUAUUUAUACCCAAUCAUUGGAUUUAUUCUUGUGUGAUUAAAUUUUAGUGUGAGUUAUGUUAUUUUUGGUCCUAUGCAUCGGGAAACUGGCUUGAUUUUGUGGGUGUCUUUCUGUUGUGAUAUCUUCUUUAUCAUUUAAAGAGCGCACUACAAAUGGACUAUUA
Molecule: messenger RNA, 1557 nt
Organism: Olea europaea var. sylvestris
Lineage: Eukaryota; Viridiplantae; Streptophyta; Magnoliopsida; Lamiales; Oleaceae
Product: KH domain-containing protein At2g38610-like
Exons: 7
Coding region: 297-1145 (282 amino acids)
Biological process (GO): regulation of mRNA splicing, via spliceosome
Cellular component (GO): nucleus
Molecular function (GO): mRNA binding
Source: RefSeq, a predicted model, not a curated record